AUGAAGGAGUUGGAAGGCUUAGGACCUGUCUACAGGGAAAACUCAGCAGGAGUGAGAACCAAAACUGGAGAGCUGAGACAGAAAGGAUUAGAGGUCAACCAAGGGGAGCAAAUGUUGACUGUAGAGAAAAGACUAAAAAAGAAUAGGGGUGCUGCAAAGAGUCUUAAAGUGACAAUGCCAUUUUCUGUUAUUGGCAGUGAUAAAGUCAUACGAGUUGUUCCUGAGAGUGAAAGGGAAGCACAGAUCCUGAGGGCUGCAUUCAACAGGCUUAAGAUUAUAAAAAUCUUUUAAGAUACCUGGAAAGCAGUGGACACUCGUGAGCUGUAUCAACAGCUUCAGGUGGACUUGUGGCAGCCCAGCAGCCCCUUCCACAUCGUCGAGGGCGCAGUCGCUGACGCGCGGGUACCGCAGAACACGACGCGGAGCCUGCUGCCCUUCCUCCAGCAAGAAAACAUCCAGUACACGGUUCUCAUAUCAGACCUACAGCAAGCAAUAGAAAACCAAACUGGAGGGAGGUCCCACAGGAAUCGAAGGUCCCUCUCUGGGUAUAACUAUGAAGUGUACCACUCCCUGGAAGAGAUUGAGGACUGGAUGUAUUAUCUAAAUAGAACUUAUUCAGAUCUUGUUCAUAUGUUCUCUGUUGGAAAAUCCUAUGAAGGGAGACCACUCUAUGUACUCAAGUUAGGUAAAAGAUCACGGCCCUACAAGAAAGCUGUCUGGAUAGACUGUGGGAUUCAUGCAAGAGAGUGGAUUGGCCCAGCCUUUUGCCAGUGGUUCGUGAAAGAAGCUCUUCAGACAUACCAGACUGAUCCUGACAUGAGAAAGAUGCUAACUCAGCUGUAUUUCUAUAUCAUGCCUGUAUUUAAUGUGGAUGGAUAUCAUUUCAGCUGGACACAUGAUCGAUUUUGGAGAAAAACAAGAUCAAAGAACAUGAGGUUUCACUGUCACGGUGUUGAUGCUAAUCGCAACUGGAAAGUGAAAUGGUGUGAUGAAGGUGCUUCAUUACACCCAUGUGAUGACACUUAUUGUGGUCCUUUUCCCGAGUCUGAGCCUGAAGUAAAGGCUGUUGCUCAUUUUCUUCGCAAACACCGCAAGCAAAUAAAAGCCUAUUUGUCCUUCCAUGCAUAUGCACAGAUGCUGCUGUACCCUUAUUCCUACAAAUAUGCAACCAUUCCAAACUUCAACUGUGUGGAAUCAGCAGCCUAUAAUGCUGUUAACGCUCUUCAGUCAGCCUAUGGUGUAAGAUACAGAUACGGCCCUGCAUCCAGCACUUUGUAUGUGAGUUCUGGCAGCUCUAUGGACUGGGCCUACAAAAAUGGCAUCCCAUAUGCAUUUGCAUUCGAGCUGCGUGACACUGGCCAUUUUGGAUUUUUGCUUCCCGAAAUGCUGAUCAAACCAACUUGCACAGAGACCAUGCUUGCAGUUAAAAAUAUAACUCUACAUUUGCUGAAGAAAUGUCAUUAAGAUGGAUUUCUAGGAGCUGGAAGUAAAUGUUUUACUCUUAGCACUGAUGCCUUUCAGUGUGUUCAGUUUCCAUUCUAAGUUUUGCCACUUCAGAAUUCUAGAAGCUAAUGGGAAAUGUGAUAUUGUUUCUGCCAAAUUAACUUAGUGGAGAAAGGAAAAAAAUCAUUCAAUAUCUGCUCUUCUAAAGUCCAUAAAGUUGGUAUACUAACUUAGUUACUAGUUUGGUGCAAAAUAAUUUCUUCUUUUUGCAAUAUAACUUUAAUUUUGCAAUUUCAGUGAGGCCAGUCCUAAAAUAAAGUGCCACUUCCAGGCAUUUCUGGGCCUUACACCUUUCCUUAACAUGAAGACUUCCCAUGGGGUCUCUCGAACCAAGGGAUAAAGUUUACAUUCAUGUAAAUAUACCCUGUGACCCAGCACAGGUCUGUAUCUACAGCAAUAAAUGCCUUAUAGUGGUAGCUGGCUACACUGCAAGUGGCUAUGUGGUUUCCUUCUGUGUGUAUAGGUACAUACAUACAUAUAUGCACUUUCGUGAUUUUUUUUUUUCAUAUUAUGCAAUAAUUUGAACCAAGGUUUCUUUUAACUGUUCAGAGAAAUCUACUUUCAAAUGUAUAUAACUGGAGUGGACUCAAAAUCUCCAUGUUGUCUUUGAAAAUGUAACUUUCCUAGUGACGUGUAAGAAUUAUAAUGAAAUACUAUUGAGGUAGACAAUAUUCUGCUUUAUGGAGAGACAAAGCAACUUGCCAUGACUUGGAACUUGAAGCUGGCAGUCGACUGGUGCAUCUGUAGACAGUGACUGCCCAUUUCCACCAGCCAAGGAUUUAGCCUUAAACUGUAAUAAACUGUAAUUAACUGAUGUUUUAUUUAUCUAUAUUCUUGCAGUGAGUUCCGUGGCUCUUUGGCUGUGUGGCUCUUCUUCCUGGAAGUUGUAUUUUUUUGCAUGUUUUAAAGGAAUUAAUAAAUUUUUAAUGGAUUCUUAAGUGAGCCAGAGGUGAAGGUAGAAGCCUUACAGCUGAAAUAAAGUGAAUAAGCACCAUGUUUGAAAGAAUAAAGAAAGCAAAGAGAAGAUAACAACAUGUCAAGGGAUUUUUAGUACUUUUAAAAUACCAUUUUUUAAAUCUUAUUGUAUCUGCAGAAGCGUAUAUUUUAUGAAUUUUGAAUUUAAUCUUAUGCCACUACAUGUUAACUAAAAUGUAUUUGUUAAUAAAAUUGUCAAAGAC
Messenger RNA from Sturnus vulgaris (Common starling), 2681 nucleotides. NCBI's taxonomy places the organism in Eukaryota, Metazoa, Chordata, Aves, Passeriformes, Sturnidae. The record is from RefSeq and is a predicted model, not a curated record.